Molecule: messenger RNA, 1578 nt
Organism: Mytilinidion resinicola
Lineage: Eukaryota; Fungi; Ascomycota; Dothideomycetes; Mytilinidiales; Mytilinidiaceae
Exons: 2
Coding region: 1-1578 (525 amino acids)
Molecular function (GO): protein binding
Source: RefSeq, a predicted model, not a curated record
AUGGACUCCUCUUCCAGACAAGACGCCCCUCGGUUGCUGUCUUCAGCAUCUCCACAGCAGCCAGGACUCACGCGGCCGCCGUCUCUGCUUCCCGCGUUCGAACCGCUGUCCUCGUCACCGUUUCCGCGUCCACAAUCCUCAAAACGCAAGUAUGAGGAAGAUUCUCCCUCCCAUCCAAGAGCAAAGCUCGAGUACUACCCGACGCCUGUGCCCACGUCCUCUACGGGCAUUCUGCCCUCAUCGCCUACGCGUAGUAUACGUCCUGGUCUCCAGCGUACCAUGUCGACUCUCUCGGAACGUGUUCCCCUCGGAGCAGUUCCCUCUGUAGAUCUCCCCCUCAAUGGCGAGCCCGUACGAAUGGGAAGGUCCUCGAACUCCUCGGACUAUCAGCUAUCUUCAAAUCGCGCCAUUUCACGCGUCCAUGUCCAAGCCGCCUACCACGCAUCCGACGCGUCUUACCCGGAGGGCUAUGUCGAGGUACAAUGCUUGGGAUGGAAUGGUGCAAAGAUUCACUGCCGGGGACAGGUCUACGUAUUGACCAAGGGGCAAUCGUUCGUGUCGAACAACCCCGAGGCGGAUAUCAUGGUGGAUGUUCAAGACACUCGCGUGCUGAUCAUAUGGCCUCUAGUUGGGAGGAGCCUGUCAUUCGACUCGCAACCAGACUCGGACUCAGCAUGGAUUGAGGAAUCGCCCAGCCGCCGUCAUGUCGCCGAUCACAUUGCUUCCAGCCCUCCAGUGAUUCCUAGGUCGCCUACUUCACAGAGCCCAAUUCACCAGCCGAACUUUACCGAAUCAUCAACGUUCUUGGAUGUUGACGAUGAUAUUGUUCCACAAGCCGGGCCCAUCCAAGUCUUCGAAGAUGAAGAUGUAGCGGUGGACAACGGAGUCGCUGCUGCUGUUGCGGCUUCUCUAGCUGGCUCCCCGUCGCGGCCUGCACUCUCGAGAUAUGUUUCUGCAAAUGACUCGAAGGACGCAUUGUUGAACAAUGGAUUUUUGGAGGACUUGUCAGAUGAAGACGAAGAGAACGAUCCAGUAGUGCACUCUUUCGGGCCUUUCGGAGCGAAUCUACUACCGCGUAUGGCUUCUAUGACUGCCUGGAGCAGCAACACCACACCGACUCAGCGUCGCCGCCGCCCUCUUGCUGCCUCUCGGUCCCCGCAGCAACAUCCUGGCUCCGAGUCGCGGAGGAUGAAUGAGUCGCCCAUUAAGAACCACGUUAUCAACCAAUUGGCCUUCUCCCGCCUUCAUUCAAUUCCUCUCUCUACCAUCUUCGGCAACCUACCAAAAGAGCUAAAAUCCAGCGCUUCGUCGAGCAGGGCCACCGCAACUCCUGAAUCCGCAGACCUCACUUCUCUAGAGCUCAAGAAGAUACUGGACAAUACUCCGUGUGUAGGGGAGAUUAACCGGGAGGGCAAAGAUGCUGCUGGAAAGCCCCUCGAGAACGAAUUCUACUACGUGCCCGAGAUGGAUUCUGAUCAGAUGCGGCGAGACGCCGUAGUUGGUGGCAUUGGCGGCUCCGGUCUCCGGUCAGUGCGGAAAUCGCACAAGCAAUACUACUGGAAGCGCCCACGACACUAG